AUGGGGCCUUUUCUUCAGCUGUCCCCAGAGUUCUUCUACUUAUUAUAUGCCUGGAGCCCGCAGUGCCUGCCUCUGAGACCGGUUCUGGGAGGGAAGGAACGAGAUGGUGCUGGCAGCCUGCUGGGCGUGAAGCCUGGCAGGCAGAAAGCCCUCCAUGAACAGCACUUCGUAUCCAUCCGUUCAUCACGCAACAGGUGCUCUGGGCUCCGAUACCUGCAGAAUGUGGCGGGAAUCCUCUGCUCCUGCUGUCUCGAGGGCGCCCCAGUGGUUGUGGCAGAGCCCCAGUCUGGCCUCCCCGAGCCACACAGCGCCGGCUGUCUGCGUCACACGUGGAGGUGCAUGUGUUUCCCGGCCGCUCUCUCCCCUUGUCCCGUCCCCACCUGGGGCCGGAAGUCUGCGCUCUACGCCUGCAUCUCCACUGCUGCGCUGCCACCAGAGCUUCUUAUCCGGUACCCUGUUGUCAUCAGGGUGAGGGUUCGAUCCGUCCCGGAAGCCUUUGUGAGGGCGGGCACCUGGAAUGGAGUGGGUGCCAUAGCGGUAUCUGCCCACGCCGAGGCCAGACUGGAAACGACACAGAUGUUCCUCAACAGACGAGCCAACAUCAUCGAGAAAAGGAUGGCCAAGGAAGACCUCCUGAAGAGGUCAUAUCUGAGUGGAAAGCAGGAUGGAGUGGGGAGGAAGGCCUAUGUCCCAGAAAGGGCAUUCCAGGUGACGGGGACAGCAAGCGUGAGGAGCCUGGAGCUGGCUCUACCUCUUAUUCUAGAGGAAGAGCAAGAAGGCCCGUGUGGCGGGAACGUGGCGAUCGGGGCGGAGAGCUGUACGAAGUCACGUGGGAGAGGCAGGCAGAGGCCAGUUCAUCAGGGCCUGGGAAGGCGGAGCACGGAAUUACG
Rangifer tarandus platyrhynchus (Svalbard reindeer) is the source of this 890-nucleotide messenger RNA. The record is from the annotation of a GenBank genome assembly. Lineage: Eukaryota; Metazoa; Chordata; Mammalia; Artiodactyla; Cervidae.